This is a messenger RNA of Haliotis rufescens (red abalone), 7530 nucleotides long. RefSeq names its product nuclear pore complex protein Nup205-like. Lineage: Eukaryota; Metazoa; Mollusca; Gastropoda; Lepetellida; Haliotidae. Gene Ontology annotation, cellular component: nuclear pore inner ring; nuclear pore. The coding region runs from base 8 to 6103 and encodes 2031 amino acids. The transcript is spliced from 41 exons. The record is from RefSeq and is a predicted model, not a curated record. Gene Ontology annotation, molecular function: structural constituent of nuclear pore. Gene Ontology annotation, biological process: nuclear pore organization.
UUCCAACAUGGCGGCAUUAGGCAUGGCGGUAAAUUCGGGUGCCCGUUUGUGGGGCCCAUUUAAAGCAUUAUAUGAUGUAGUCGAUGCCGCCAUCUACAAGCGCCGACCGAACUCUAUUCAUGAUCUUGAACUGGCAUUACGGAAGCAUAAACCAGACUUUAUUUCACUUCUCAAAACACCAGCCAAGAACAACCUCCAUCGUGAAGCUGUCAAGAAGUCGACGUCAGAGGGAAUCCCUGUCCAGGGAGAACAGAGGAGUCAGACCUUCUCCCAGCAGUUUGUGACAGAGACUCUCAUCCUUAGUGACUUGUUCCAGCUGAAUGAACUAGCUGCCAUGGAGCUUCUUAUGGCUGGUGAGAACCAGCUGCCCAACUACCCUGGCCUGACUCGGGGUCUGGUGGCGGUCAUCCUUUACUAUGAUGGACGUAGGAGCCUGGUCAACUCUCUCCGCAUACUGCUCCAGUCUCGAGAAGGCCGGACAUGGACACUGGGCAUGCCCUCCGACUUAGCUCACCUGAUACAGACCUUCACCUCACAGUUGGUGGAGGAGGGACUUGUCAACAAAAUACUAGAUUUGAUCCGGUCCAUUGAUGAAGUAACUGAAAUGGACAAGCUUCAGAAGGACAGAGCACUUGGCCCUCCCAAACACAGAAAACAGGUUGUGGAACUGUUCCGAGAGAUCAAGCUGUCACUGGCUGAGUGUCUCUUCUGUCUGGCAUGUCAGCAGCCUCUCAGUAAGGGCGACACCUUGAGGCUGAUUGCUCACCUAAAGGAAGACAACUCUGUGACUGGAGAUGACAAACUAGAGCCGGUGACCCUGUGUCUACUGCUGACUCUCCUGUACUGCUUCGAUGUGAGGAUCCUGGAACAGGAGGAUGCCGCAGAUAUUGCCCAGAGAUUGCCGGUUAUCUCUGACCCGAGUUACUUGAUAGAGGUCCACAGGGAGAUGGUGGCUGUCCCUGCGUGGGCCAACACAGGACUGAAGGCCUCUGUGCAGUUCGCUUGGGCCAUGCUGCUGCGACAACUCUCACAGUACCCACUAGCUGGAGGUGUGACUGAACCAUUUGAGGAUGACGAGGCACUCAUGGACCAGGCUAUCGAGGGCAAUGUCUUCAGCUUCCUGCGCAGCUCUGUUGCCGCGAUGUCCGAGUUCCACCAAGAUGAAUUCUACUGCCGCCGUUUGCACUGCCUGGUGACAGAUCUCAUCUACCACAUGCCUCUCAAGGUGAAAGAGCUACGUAACCGUGGUGAUGAGACAGCUCGUAUCAUCAUGGCGUACCAGGUGGAGGGUCAGGAAGCGCCGCCACAGAGGCGGGACCUUGAACACAUGUUUGGCCUGAUCACUGAGCUGUACAGGAAGGACCCCAUGAAUCUAGAGCUGUCCCUGGAGUACUGGUGUCCUGCCGAGUCGGCUGGGGGGCAGGAAUCCUUCUACAACUACCGACCACCCCCCAGACAGGUUGCCCUGUUCAAGUUUAUCCGUGGUGCUGGAGACCUGCUGCCGGCCCCACUGUAUAUUCCCUACAUCAACAUGCUGGCCGGGCUGGCUGCCGGGCCCCAGGCAGCACAACACUGCUUCAAUCUCCUCAAGGCCAACGGGAGCAACUCAGGUGGGUCAUCCAGCAUGGUGUCCUGGGACCACAUCUUUGUCUCCAUGAACCAGUACUAUGCCAGUCUCAGGAGGGAGACUCAGAGCUCCAUAGACUCCAACAUGUACAGAGCGCCACCAGCAAGGGCCAUAACUCCUCAUGAACUGGAAGGAAUUCUGUCAGUUCUACAGUUGAUCCGAUGUGUAGCUAAUGAGAAUGAGAACUGUCGUGGAGCGUUGUUCGAGAACCAGCAGUGGGGAGCCAUCAUGAUGAUGUUUGGUCUGGUGGGGUGCAGCAUCCCCUCCAAGAUGAAGGCUGAACUGCUCCUCACCCUUGCCGCCAUGGCCAAGACUCCAGCCAUUGCAGCCAGCAUCUGGCAGACUCUGGAAGUGGCACAGGUUUUGCCGACCACGGCCACCAGUGCUGAACAAAGAGGAGGCAUCCAGAUUGAACUGGAGGAGAUUGAGAGCCGUUGUGAAGAGUACCCGAUGACAAUUGCUUUCCUUGAGUUGAUUGAUCGUCUGACAGACAUACCUAUCCCAGCAGGCCUUGGGGCAGGAUAUCGUGCCCCGGGAUUUGAACCCUACCUGGACUUCAUCAUCACCAGCGUGUUCCUGAGGUUCAACUCCAGGGCUUACAAGGACAGUGCUGAGAAGUGGCAGGUGUCGGCGAGUGCGCUGGAGAUCCUGUGUAAGCUGCUGCAGGACCACGAGAUCCAUGAGGAGGACUUCCGCGAAACUCUGGUGGACAUUCAGGGGGGCGGGAUUGUCUCCGCCAACAAGCCCCCCGGUCACACGCUGCUACUGCACAUGCUCAAUGACUCCGGACUUCUCAAGAUGGUUCUGCGAGUGCUGGAUGAGACGGUGUCAAUGUUUGAGCAGUACUCCAAAGUACCUGGCUUGGAAUACCUAGAAAAGACAGCCCUGCUGUGUUUGAGGAUGAUAGAGACGUCCCUGGAGAAGGAGGCACAGUUUGAGAUGAUGAUCCGAGAGACUGGGUCGUCCAUCAUGGUGGCAGCCAUGGACAAACUGUUGCUCAGCAUCAAUCCCCGCAGUGGCAAGGCAGAUCAUCUGGUUAAUGUCGCCAAGUUUGUGAGCCUGAACAGCUUCCUGCCCCACCAGUGCCUGUCUGCCGUCCGGGUCCUGUACCUGGUGUGUCAGGCCGCGCCCAUCCAGGCCGACCUCGUCGCUCUCUUCACUGCAGAUGAGGCGGAGAGCACGCGUCUGCUGCAGGGGAUUGUUGAAUGUAUCGAGAUGGAUGACCGGGAGGUGAAGCCUGAAGAGGCGCAGGAGGAGAACGAGGAUACAAAGGAAGAGAUCAGCCUGUCCCAGGUGAGGAAUGCAUCUCGCCAGCACAUCAUACAGCUGAUGUUGCACGCCCUGGACCAACCAUCACCGAAUCUUGCCCACUGGAUGCUGGGCUUUGAAGUCAGGAAACCUGUGUCUAAAACUAACCUUCAAGAUCCUGGUAUUCUUGGGUCUGCACGUACCUGCCUUCAUUCUGUGCUGGCAUUCCUGGGUCAGGGUGUUGGAGCCCGCAGUGGACCGGUCUGUCUGAUGGAGGCGCCGCGCCUGGCCGAACUCGGAUACAAUCUCAUCUACAUACUGUGUUCCAACAAAGACACAUCAGCGCCAACUCUGAGAUAUCUUCGAACCACGCACAACUUUCUGUAUAACCAGCUGCAGCAUCUGCCAUUCAGGGAAGAAGAAUAUGGUCAACCAGUGAUAAGUCACCAGUCCUGGCUGCUCAAGACGAUAGCUAUCGAGUUGCGAAUCACGUCCCUGAAUCGUCAGCGCUCACAUACUCAACGUCUCCUUCGUCUUCUGCUGGCCGACACUGACGACGAACAGACAUAUGUCAUGCAGCCUGUGGGUACAGAUGAGGGAGACUUGUCCACCUGGGACCGGGACCCUAGCUCCUUCCUUGGGGGACAAAACAGGUCACUGGCUGUACAAGCCCAGCAGACACGGCGUAAGCUGCUUUGUAUCUUGGACUCCAUCAGUUUUGCUCAGCAGUUUCCUGUGGGACUACAGCUGGACUUCUUUGACCCGAAGCUGAUAGAGCAGGUGAUCACAAGCUGUGAGACCAAGACCAAGACGGGGGUGGUGGUGUGUGACGUCCGCAACCUGCGCCGGAUCCUCAUCAACGAACUCAACAAUCAGCAGGGCACCAUGAUGGCUGGUCAGAGGCCUCUCAUUCAAGAGGAGAUCCAGAACAUCCUGAGCACAGUGGUAGCCAGGAACUCUGUGAGGGAAAGUCUGUAUGUCAAGCGCCAGUCCUUUGAGGCAUGGCGACAGGUGACAGAGGUCCUGUUGACGGCCUGUCCUGAGGAUGUGCUCAUGGGGGAGGUCAGACAGAUGGUCAUCUUUGAGGUGCUGCAGGACCUGCUGGUCAAGGUGGCUGAUGACGAAGCUAUGCCUGAAUCAACUGGCCCUGUAGCUGGGGUCAUUCUCACACUGAUGGCCAAUCUGCGUCAGUGUUUCUUGUCUGACAGUGCACCCUCCACCUCUGCUGCUGCGAGGAACACAACGCAGUAUGUGUCCAUGCUGGACCGGUCCGUGUUGCCGUCUGCUGGCAGUGCUGUGGGGUCAAGGACACUCUUCGCCUCCUCCCUGCAGAUGGUGCUGAAGGGCGUCCUGGACUACAUCCUGCGAGCCGGUGGUGGAGCCCAGCGAGUGAGGGCCAACUUGUAUGGAGCCCUGCUGUACUACCUACAGAUAGCACAGAAACCUGCAGCCGUCCCUCAGCCUAAAGGCAAGGAGAGCGAGGGAAUGUCUCGAGUUCUGGGCACAAAGGAGACGGAGUAUGAGCAGCUGUCUAAAGAGAACCUGUCCACCAUCUUGUCGUAUGGGGACAGUCUGAUGGAGACGGUCUGCCGGGAUGCCUGUGAUGGACAUGAUAUUGGAAGGAUGCUGGCCCUCAGUGUGCUGGACACGGUCAUGUCUAUUGACCACUACCAACAGUGGCUCUCCUUUCUCAGUAAGAAGGGAUACCUCCAGCACCUGGUGGACUCAUUACUCACAGAGGACGCAGAUUUGCAGAAAGUGCUGGCGCCCAGCCCGGAACAGCUGCGAUCACUCUACAUAUACCAGUCCAAGAUGAGCCUACUCACUCGUGUGGGAGAGACACUAGAAGGGGCUCACACGCUGCUGAGAUGCGGGAUACUUCAGAAGCUGUCAGCCUGUGCCUUCUUCGACCUCCGACCUGAGUCAGAGAGCCCAGAGAAGGAGUUGAUAGAGGAUAUGUCUGGAGAUGAGUUUAUCCCAAGUCCGAUGGCGAGGUAUCGCAUCCUGCUGUUUGCGGCCCUCAACCUGUGUCUGGCUAUUCUCACAUCCCUCGGGCUGGAGAACAAGGAUGUGGCAGCUCAGGUGAUGUUGUUCAUCAUCUCCCACAGCGACGUCUUCAACACCAUCGUACGCAGCAGGAAGCCCCUCCUGAGUCUGUCUACCAUGCGAGAGCUGGCUCUCACCACCUGUGUCAUCUCCAGGGCCAAUUUCCACACUGACCUGGGUUCGGAGUACCUGGACAGCGAGACAGCUCUGAUCGAGUUCCGCGGACACCGCUCCUGCAUCCAGAGACAGAUGCUGUCUCUCCUGUCUCACUACAGCUUCUCUCCACGCUUCAGCAAGCAGCUGACCAACCUCAGCAGCCAGACAUAUCAAGGGGGCCAGGGCAUCGCAGCCAAGGUGUCGCUAGCAUACCAGGAGGUCACGGCUAAUGUGGUGGCCUACUGCCGCUCCCUUCUCACAGAGUCGGGGCCCACAACUCAGUACAGCCGGAUCCUGUUCAGCCCUGGUCUGGAGGAAGGAAAUGCUCGGGACCUACAGGACGCAGAUGAGUUCUCCAUAUCCAGUUUUGGCGGGAGCCAGAGCCUGAGCCUGGGGGUGAUAGUGUAUCUGCUGAAGCAGUGUGCGGGACAGUUCCUGGUGGUGUACGACAGUCACAGGCAGCACGCCCAGAAACUCAAACAUCUACAGGACCUCAGCUCCGAGGACCUCAAACAGUUUUCGGGUGCGAGUGGGACGGAGAAGAUGUCUUCCCAGCAGCGCCAUGAGCUGGCCCGCAGUAGAUUGACGGACAUCAUCACACAGAAGGCCAAGGAGUUGCAGCACCAUGCGUAUGUUGUAGAGAAUUGUCUGUUCAUCAUCUGGCGUCACCUGGAAUACUACCUGCUACACUGCAUCCCAGUGGACCAGCAACCUCUAGCCUACCAGGCACACAUGCGUCGACACAACCAGAUACGUAGACUUCAGGACCUGACUGGUGUCCGUGGUGUCCCUCCUGCAGAACCUGAGAUCAUGAUCAAACCGGAGUACGAACAACUUUCUCACGGUGUCACCAGAGAUGACCUUGACCUUCUCAAGCAAACAGCGCCCUCUGUCAUCAGCGAGUCACUGCUGAAGAAAGUGCAAGAGAUAAACCAGUGCUAUGUGAAAGAUCGCAGUCACUACAGUUUCACAGAGGCAGUGAUACGAAGAAUCAAACGUCUGCUUCGACUCCAUACUGGCAGCUGAAACUGCUGCAACAGAGAGAUCACUGUUACUCUCCUUUCAUGUGGAUCUUCACAAAACUGACUUUGACAGGCUUCUAAAAAAAUGACUUGUGUGAAUAUCUAAAGUAAGGAACUGGUGGAACUUGGAUUGUAAUAAAUAAAGAAGAUUGCUGUCAUGACAUCAUGUCCGAGGACCAGUGGAUGCAAACCUUACUUCACUGUCUCCAGAGAACCAGGGUGUACAGUACGGACUGAAGACCACCAAGUCGACCAACAUCAUCUGCAUGCUCACCAAUCAUAAAAGGGACCAUUGCCUUUCAUGCCGUGGUUAUCGGCAAGUGUUAGGAUGGGUUCUUCUAAUUGUCAUUGUGGAAAACUAUUGUGGACAUACUGUGUGAUGUAAUGACAUGUUUUUGCUGUACCAAUGUGCAAUACAGAACACCUGCAGGGGAUGCAUGGUGUUGAGAUCCAGCAUGAGUCUGUGUAUGGUCAUCUUCCUGAGGCAAGGGAAUUAACUGACUAAAAGUCCAGUUUCCAUCCUUGCCGAACUUGGCUGAAAUUUCUGGGCUCGAUCGGAGCGCCACCAGUGGCUAUUACAAGUUAUGUCUUUUCUAUGCCCCUCCCAUUGACCAAUCAGAUUCCACCUCUCAUAUCACUUACAUUGGCUUAAGACAAAAUGGCGGCGCCCAGUCAAGUCAAAUCGAUAAUCGAAAUGUAUAUUGUAAUAAAACAGGUCUUACUUUGCGAAGUGCAUCAAAUCACGUGAACACCUUGAUUAAAAACAUGAAAUGAUUGGAAAAUGUCUGUUGACACUGAGUUAUCAGUACACAUGCUUUGCACAUCCUGCAAGCGACCAAAUUCUGUAUUGCAGUUUAUCAACCUGAUGUCGAUUUUGUUCCGCGAUUUUGAUUGGACUAUGCAAAGACUCGUUAGCCCAGCCAAAAUGUAAUUCCAUGAUGUCAGCCUAGGUCGGCAAGGGUGGAAACUGGACUUAGUCAGUUAACUCCCUUGCCUCAAGAAGACUGUGUGCUUAUAUGUACAGUUGUGAAGUUCCAUGCAGGAAUAAUGUGCGCUUAUUCAAGAGUCAAAGUAUCAUGUUUGAACAGUUUUGCUAGUUUAAGGUUUAAAAUACAGAAUAUAUCAGCUCACUACACUCUAGCAUUAAACAUAUAUUGGUAUUUUCCAAUUGGCAACCUAAGGUAUAUUAUGGAUCACACGUUCCACAAAUUGCAGGGAAAAUUUAUUUCAAUCAAGUUUUAAUCUGUAGAAAACGUCAUGACUGUAAAUGUGUGUAUGACCUGCAGGAAAAUGCAAAUGAAACAAAAAUGAAAGACUGACCUGCUUGACACAGCAAGUGUUACAAUGUACAGAAUUAUGUUGAUAAUUGUUCUAUGUGAUUAUAAGAAUGUUUGGGCAUUGUAAAUAUCAAAAUAAAAAUGUCUAAAUGUA